AAACGGAAACAGAUAAAAUAAAGAUAGAAUUAGAAAACAGAGAGCCGAAGAAAUGCGAGUGUUUUGAACGACCCCUCCAAAGGCGUUUCUUUCUUUCAUGGCUUCUUCUUUGCCUUCAGUUGCUGUCAAUGGCACCCUCAAGCUCGACUCCGAUUUCAGAAAACAACCCUCAUCUUUUCUUCCCACUGAUAAGAGCUCAAAUGUUUCCUAUCAGAGAAGUUAUGUAGCCACCCAUUUGGAUGGAACUUCUGAACCAAAGUCUCUGGACUUCCGAGAAGCACUCUCUAUGAUGAAAGAGAAUUCUACUGUCGAAUCGACAUAUUAUGUCAGCCUCUUGCAAGAAUGCAUUGAUAAGAAUUCAGCUGCAGAAGCUCAAAUGGUGCAUGCCCACAUCAUAAAGACUGGAAGCCAUGGAGAUUUAUUUGUAUCGACGUUCCUUGUCAAUGUCUAUGUGAAAUGCGGAACCAUGGAAAAUGCUCGCAAGGUUUUUGACAAUUUGCCUAGCAGAAAUGUUGUUGCAUGGACAACUUUGAUGACGGGUUAUGUACAUAAUUUGAAGCCAGAGCUUGCCAUCCAAGUUUUUCUAGAAAUGUUGAAGGCGGGUACCUAUCCUACAAACUACACUCUAGGAAUUGCUUUAAAUGCUUGCACUUCAUUGCAUUCCAUCAAAGUGGGUGAACAAAUCCAUGCCUACAUUAUCAAGUACCGGAUUGACUUCGACACUAGUAUCGGUAACUCCCUUUGUACUUUGUAUGCUAAGUGUAGAGACUUGGAAUCUUCUGUUAAAGCUUUUAUGAAGAUCAGGGAAAAGAACGUGAUCUCGUGGACUGGAAUUAUAUCUGCUUGUGGUGACAAUGGUGAAGCUGCAAGGGGUUUACAAUUUUUCAGUGAGAUGCUUUCUGAAGAUGUUGAACCCAAUGAGUUUACCCUAACUAGUGUUUUGAGCCUGUGUUGUGUAAUGCUGACAUUGGGUGUAGGUACACAGGUUCACUCAUUAAGCAUCAAACUUGGCUAUGAGUCAAUUUUGCCCAUAAAAAAUUCUAUAAUGUAUUUAUACCUCAAAUGCGGGCAGGUUAAAGAGGCUCAGACACUGUUUGAGGGAAUGGAAACUGUCAGCUUGAUUACGUGGAAUGCAAUGAUUGCAGGAUAUGCCCAAAUGAUGGAUCUUGAAGGGAACGAUCUUUCAGCAUAUCAAAGUGGAAAUGAGGCACUCAACAUUUUCUCGAAAUUGAAUCGCUCAGACAUGAAACCAGAUCUCUUCACCUUCUCUAGUAUCUUAACUGUUUGUAGUAGUUUGGUGGCUUUAGAACAGGGGGAACAAAUUCAUGCUCAGACCAUUAAAACUGGGUUUCUCUCAGAUGUUGUUGUUGGAACUGCACUAAUUAAUAUGUACAAUAAAUGUGGAAGCAUUGAGAAAGCAAGUAAAGCUUUUCUUGAGAUGUCUACAAGAACUUUGAUAUCAUGGACUUCUAUGAUCACGGGGCUUGCACAACAUGGCAAGACUCAACAAGCAUUACAGCUCUUUGAGGAUAUGAGAUUUGCUGGAGUUAGACCAAACCAGAUUACUUUUGUGGGUGUUCUAUCGGCUUGUAGUCAUGCUGGAAUGGUAGAUGAAGCACUCAGUUACUUUGAGAUGAUGCAAAAGGAAUAUAAAAUUAAGCCCGUGAUGGAUCAUUUUGCUUGCCUAAUUGAUAUGUUUGUGAGAUUGGGUCGGCUAGACGAAGCUUUCAAUUUUAUCGAAAAAAUGGAUAUUGAGCCCAGUGAGUUUAUAUGGUCAAUCCUGAUUGCAGGGUGCAGAAGUCAUGGGAAUUUAGAACUGGGCUUUUAUGCUGCCGAACAGUUACUGAAGCUAAAACCAAAAGAUAUUGAGACUUACGUCUUGUUGUUGAACAUGUACCUCUCAGCAGGGAGAUGGAAAGAUGUUUCAAGGGUUAAAAAAUUGAUGAAAGAAGAGAAACUCGGAAAACUAAAGGAUUGGAGCUGGAUAAGCAUCAAAGGCAAGGUUUAUUCAUUUAAACCCAAUGACAAAUCUCAUCCUCAAAAUGUUGAUAUUUACAAAUCUUUGGAGAAUUUGAUUGACGAAGCAAAGAGUCUUGGAUAUGAAUCGCUAGAAACUUUGAUGGUAACAGAUGAGGAUGAGGAAAAAACAUCGUCUUCUUCUUCUGCACAUUAUCAUAGUGAGAAGUUAGCAGUUGCAUUUGGGUUAUUGAACACUCCUAGUGCUGCACCAAUAAGGGUGAUGAAGAAUGUAAUAAUGUGCAGGGAUUGCCAUAACUUUGUAAAGAUUAUUUCAUUACUGACAGAUAGGGAAAUAACCAUACGAGACAGCAAGCGGCUUCACAAAAUUGUCAAUGGACGAUGCUCUUGUGGGGAUUUUGGCGGUCUUCUAUGAAAACUAGGGAAAAACUGCUAACAUUCUUCAAAAACUUGUAAACAUGCUAUAUAUAUCGUAAUUUUUACGUGAUUUAUUAAUUAAUCUUCUUUUUCAUGUUAUCAAAUAACAUUGGCUUAAUUGAUAUGCCAUUUACAUCUACAUCUCCAAAACUGUGGGUUGGAGACAUCGGAUUGGAGGAUAAUUGUUGUAAUUUAUAAUAUAUAUAUAUAUAUAUAUAUUCUGUUUGAUA
Ziziphus jujuba (common jujube) is the source of this 2624-nucleotide messenger RNA. Its product is annotated as putative pentatricopeptide repeat-containing protein At5g52630. Gene Ontology annotation, biological process: RNA modification. Gene Ontology annotation, molecular function: RNA binding; protein binding; zinc ion binding. The record is from RefSeq and is a predicted model, not a curated record. The coding region runs from base 98 to 2392 and encodes 764 amino acids. The transcript is spliced from 2 exons. NCBI's taxonomy places the organism in Eukaryota, Viridiplantae, Streptophyta, Magnoliopsida, Rosales, Rhamnaceae.